UGUGCCGCCUCCUUCCGCCGCCGCAGCCGUGCCUUUUUAGUGCAGAUCCCAUUCUACUGUAAUUCGACCUGCCUUCCAUCCCGACUUGAAUACCCGUCCGUCACCACCAUUGUCACUUGUUGUCGCCCUGCCUCUACCGUUGCUGCGAUGGGCCUUUUCUCCAUUCUCCCCGCCGACUACCUUUUUGUAGAAACUUGGGUGGGACGAACUUUUCUCCUUUUUGGCGCCUUCCUACUUGGCCCAUGGGUUGUCCUUUUGGUAUACGACCUCUUUCUCUAUAUCUUCCGCUCCGCUACAUAUGAAAUCCCCGUCGUUGGCGGCCGCGCUCGCGGGAAAGCCAGACCUCGCGCUCCUAGUCUGACCGCGCGACCCGAUGGCCACCGCCGUAGAUUCAGCCUCGCCCCUCGUCUUGCUCCUCCUCCUCCACCUACCCACACCGGCAGCGAUGCGAAAACAAAUUGGUCGGAUCCACGCUAUAGGAAUGUUCAGGAGGAGCCCGAUGACGAGGCUACGUGGGACAACUCCACUAUCGAGUGAGGUGUACUCUUUGUUUGACCCAAGGCUGUACAACCUAUACAACUGGGUGGAGUGCGCUUGUGGACAUCUGCUGCAAGUGACAGCAAUCCGGGCUUUCCGCUGCGUGGCAGGCGCCAAGUAUCACGAUGCUCAUUUGGCAAACUCUGCCGUUGGGAAUGAUUAUACACAACACACAAUAACAAUUGCACGAUGCUAUUGCUGCUUUGAAUAUCGUUUGGGGGAUUAUGACGUUUCGACGCCAGCACAGCUCCAGGCAUUACGUAGGGCAUAUCCAAUUAACCAAAAACAUCAUAGAAAACAUAUAUCCAUUAGCUUGACUUGUCCAAAUGUUAAAACCUCAAACAUCGCUA
This is a messenger RNA of Periconia digitata, 887 nucleotides long. NCBI's taxonomy places the organism in Eukaryota, Fungi, Ascomycota, Dothideomycetes, Pleosporales, Periconiaceae. The record is from the annotation of a GenBank genome assembly.